GUUUUUUCUCAAGUACUUUAAUGGAACUUCCAUCAGUUGGCCUUCUAUUGCGUUAGAAUGAAGUUCAUAUAUUUCUUCAUUGUUGCUUUAAUUUUAGUGGCCUAUGUGGAGUCCAUGGUUUUUGUGAAGAUACUGCACAGUGAUAAGUACCCCGGCCAGUGUUACCCCAUCCAUGUCCGAGUGGGUAAAAAAAAGCAAUACGAUGUUUUUGCCCUACAGCCUGGCGAGGAAGUCAGUGAUCCAAACACUUGCGGCGUGCAGGUUUGCAUGAACGCCGAAGGACUUACUCAUGUUUACUACUGUCCUCGCACUUUGCCGAGCAGUGGCUGCCAGGACGAUAAGGCCAUGGACUUGUUGCUAAAAUUUCCGGAAUGCUGUUGGACUUGUGCCACCAGUAGGGACUGCGAUGAAGACCAGUCCUUUCCUUCCUAUCCUUAUCCUCCCGACAUACAUAAUGAUCAACCAGAAUAAUCAAUAAUGCCACAAAAAAGUUACAUUUUCCGAAAUGUAGAAACCAUAUUUUAUUCUGAGUUAUUUUGAAAAAAUACAAAUGCAAAGAAAAAG
Drosophila simulans is the source of this 564-nucleotide messenger RNA. RefSeq lists its product as uncharacterized. Bases 58 to 471 code for a protein of 137 amino acids. The transcript has 3 exons. The record is from RefSeq and is a predicted model, not a curated record. Lineage: Eukaryota; Metazoa; Arthropoda; Insecta; Diptera; Drosophilidae.